UAAAUUUAUUAUGAAUUUUAUAAAGGGUAUAUUCAAUAAAGUUGUAGGAACUUAAUAACCAUUAAUUGAAUAAGAGAUAUUGGAUUUUGUAAUUUUAGGAACAAUUUUUAAAUAAGAUGAAGCUAAAUAUACUAAAUUGUAAAUGACAAUAUUAUACUUAGAUCAUCUAAUACAGAAUUUGUAUUUGACAAAUUAACAAAUGAUGAAUUUGAUCAUAUUCUAAUUGUUAGAUUGAAUAGAGCUUCUAAGACUUACAGUAAUGCAAUUAGUUCAAAAGAGGGAGAUUUAUAUUUCAAUAUUUCAUUUUUUAAAUCAAUCUAUCAUUCAUCUUUAAAUGAUGAUAUAGAAGAAUUUAGUUUAGAUUUAAUGUAUUAUUUAAUCAAUAAUAUAGAGAUAUUUAAGGUAUUAAAUGGAGUAUAAGGAUGCAUUUUUUUAAAAAUACAAAGUCAGACAAUUUAAAAAUUUAAAACUUUAAAUUAUAUUUAAGCAAAUUAAUAUGGAUUAAUAAAAAUAAGAAAGCUCUUCCUAAAAAUUUAACUGAAUUAAAUGAUUUAAUUACUACAAAAUAAUCUUCUAAAUUAGAAAUGCAUAUUCUUGUUUAAUAAAAAUAGAUGAAAAAAUCUCUUAAAAAAGUGGAUAGAUCAAUAUUAUCAUAAGUAACUUCAAGAAAUAGAUAAGAUAAAGAGAUUGUUGGAGAUGUUAUCAAUUAUUUUUUGUAACAAGAUAUUGAUUCUAUAAAAUAAAUUUAUGCUGGAAAAUUGUAUGUACUUUAUCCAGAAUUAGCAGAAAUUAGACUUAUAAAUCCAUUAGUUAUUAUGGCUUUAAAUAUUAUAUCAAAAACAGAAUGUAGAAUGGAAUUAUAUAAUUAAGAUAGAUAACUGCUUUUAAUUUAACCUUUAAAAGACUUCAUCAGUUUUGAAGUAGAUAAGGAUGAAAAUUAUUUGAGUUGGGUAUAUUUUGAUGGUUUAAACUCAAUAGUAUUAUAUUUUAAAUUUGAUAUUUUGGAUGGAGCAACAUCUAUGGCCUUUAUAUUAUAAAAGUCCAGAAUAAAUAUGAAAUAAAAAAAAAAUUUAUAAUUAGAUACUUCUACAUCAAGUAGCUUUAGUUAAAUUUCAACCGAAACAACAAUUAUCUUUAAUGAGAUACAACAAUAAUAAAUUUAAUAAAUUUAAUAAAAAAAAUAAAAAAAAUACAAAUAUAAAGAUCAUUUGAAUACUUUAAAAGAAGGAUUGAAAACCACAACAAAUAAAAAAAUAAUUCAUAAUGAAAAUGAUGAUUUAAUAAUAUUAGAGGAUAAUACUGUUUUAUUAUUGAAAAAUAAUAAAUCAAUAUAAAUUAAUUAAUAAAUUAAAUUUGAUAAAACAUAUUAUUGCAAAAGUUUAGACAAAUUAGUAUUAUAUUAAUAGUUUUCAUAAGAAUUAUAUUUAAUAGAAUUAAAAACCUAAACUCAAGAAACUAUUAAGUUAAAUUUUAAGAUAUCAGAUGUUUGUCAUUAUUAAAAAUAAUUUAUAUUAUUAUGUAAUGAAUCACUUUAUAUUUUUAACUAAGACAAAUCAAUUGAAAAAAGUAAUAAAUAAAUCUAAUAACAUAUUAGAGAAUUAAAUUAUUUAAAAUUAGAAGGACAGCUGCCAAAUUGUCAGAUGUUCAGUUAAUGGAUCAAUUGUUAUAGGAACAUAAUAAGGUUUAUUAUAUGUAUUUGAUAAUAUAAAAACGAUGAAACAAAUUAACAUUUUUGAUGGAUUAGGUGAUCCAAUUUAAGAUAUCAUACUAAGCACAGAUGAAAAGUAAAUACAAAUUAUAAAAUAGGUUUAUUAUUAUUAACAAUUCCUAAUAUAUUUAAUAUUAAUAAAUAGUAACAAAACAUUAGAAUGGUUAUUAAUAAAAGUUAGAUUUGAAACCAUUUCCAAUUAGAGUGUAAUUAAAUCCUGAAGAUUUGAUUUUAAUGGGAAUAUUUAAUUUUCCAAAUUUUUAGCAUGUUCGAAUAGAUAAUAGCAAUAGAGUAAUAGCAGCUUAAUUGGAAAAUUUGCAAGUGAUUUGGAAUGUUGAAUAAAUAGUUAAUCAAUAAUAAAAUUCAUAUCAAGUAUAAUAUUAAAAUAUGAUUAGAUUUUUAUUCUUCCUGAAGAAGUUUUUGAUUAAUCGUAUAGAGAGGAAGAUAUAAUAAUUCUUUCAGAAUCAACUAUCUAUAUAAGAGAAUGUGAUUGA
Messenger RNA from Paramecium sonneborni, 2202 nucleotides. NCBI's taxonomy places the organism in Eukaryota, Ciliophora, Oligohymenophorea, Peniculida, Parameciidae. The record is from the annotation of a GenBank genome assembly.